This is a messenger RNA of Wasmannia auropunctata (little fire ant), 2098 nucleotides long. RefSeq lists its product as uncharacterized. Lineage: Eukaryota; Metazoa; Arthropoda; Insecta; Hymenoptera; Formicidae. The record is from RefSeq and is a predicted model, not a curated record. The coding region runs from base 371 to 1342 and encodes 323 amino acids. The transcript has 6 exons.
AAGUCAGGAACUAUCGCGGCCGCGUGGCGCCCGCGCCGUGUGUCGCCCAGUCUUGCCGAUUUCGAGCGCUCCCGCGGUUCCGGCUGAUUCGUACGCGCGAGCGGUACCAGAGAGAAACCCGUCGAGUCUCUCGCCCACCUUGUCCGACGACUCUUCGGUCUCGCGUGUUCGCGCCCGAUGUCGUCGCGCGCCCGCGCGUUUUCGCGUUUCCGUUCGCGCGACUAAGUCUCCACUUACCCUUCUUGUUUUUAUGGGAAACCGCGGAAACGGAAGCGCCGCGGUACCGAUCGGCGAGCGAGGAUAUAUGUAGACAAGAAGCGCGACGUGCGCGCGUUCACAGUGACACAUCGGAGGAUCCUUCACCGGCAGGAUGGAUAAAGACUUUCGCCGGAAGUAUAAAAAAAUGCGAUGUGGUCUGCUUCAUCUGCUGCUGAUAGUGGGGGGUGCAACAGGUUUGAAAGAUCUGACGAUAAACGUACCGCCCAUGGUGAGAUCAAGCGAUACCGUAACAUUGUCAUGCCAUUACGACCUGGAGGGUUUAGCUUUGUACACCAUACAAUGGUUUUUCAAUGAUCACGAAUUUUAUCGCUUUAUACCCGACCGCAAACCACCCCUACUGCCGUACAGCAUUUUCAACGUGUCUGGUAUACAAGUAAACGUCUCCAAAUCGAACUCGCACGACGUAACAUUGGUGGACGUGUCCAGGGAGCUUACCGGGACGUACAAGUGCGAGGUGUCCGCGAGCAGCCCUUCCUAUCACACCAUGAUCGAAAAGGCCAGGAUGGAAGUAGUUGACGCCCCAAAAACGGAUCCUACGAUUCGUACCGAGAAGGAGCGCAUAGCAGUGGGCGAGACGCUACGGGCGAACUGCACCUCAGGCAAAUCCCGCCCCGCCCCCGACGUUACGUGGAAGCUCAACGGUGAAGUCAUCACGAGGAACAAUGAUCUAUACAAAAUACGGGAUCACGAAACUUUUCACGAAAACGACACACAAUCUAUAAGCUCGCUCAUCGAGUUUCGAGUGACAAACAGUAUGUUUCGCAAAGCACACUUACACCUGCGCUGCACGGUCUCCAUUUCAGACGUUUAUCGGAAAUCGGCGGACAUUGAAAUCUCCGAGGACACACCGCGUAUCGCAUCGAUCACCGGCGAAUCGCCACCGUACGGUCACCGAGCGAACGGAUGCGCCGGACAGUAUUGGCCCUGGAAUGGUAAUCGCGGCGCGACGAUAAUAAUGGCUAUCAUGGCGGCCACCCUGUUCCUGAUGAUGACAUCGCUGACGAUGACGGUGCCCCCGAUAACGAAUGUACUGCCGAGGUGCGAGUCGCCGGUUAGCAGGUAGCUCGCGGGCAUCCUCCAGAUUGAAGAUAUCGCUGAUGCCACUGUCUGAUCCGAUUACGUCGUCCAUGUAAAACCUAGUAGUCUAGGGCUUCCAGUUAUAUAUGUUACUAUGUAUAGAAUAGAUAGUCGAAUAACGAUAAUUUUUAUUCUCGAGGAGCCUAUCGGAAGCGGUCAGGAAUUGGUGAAACGCUGGCGGAUCGACGCGGGGGCUACGCGUAAAUUCAUAUACAGUUACUUUUGAACAUGUUGUCUUUUGAUGUAAAUUGUUGAUCACUAAUAAGAAAAAACAAGGGAAACAGGAAUAGAGCAGCGUCUGUGUAUCGAGACAUAGGCAGACAUAAUGAUUACUUAAGGUAACUUAAGGUGAACGUGAAAUUAUUGCAAACCGAAGGAUCAGCUUCGCAAGCGAUCAGGAUUUAAAAUCGUGACACAAAUGUUUUCAAUAACGAAGAAACGGAGAAGAGGGCGAUCGGGGGAUUCGAUUUUUGUUACGAUUUAAAUUUUCCGACGCGGAAACACUACACACACGUCGAGUGCUGUAAACGCGAUAUUUAUUAGUGACUCGGAGUGUUCACCAAGUGUCAAAUAUAGAUUAUACAGGGGUAACUAUAUGAUAACUGAUAUAAUAACGUUAGCGCAGUAACGAGCGGCGUUCUGCUCAAUAUUCGCUCCUUUUAUGAUGUCUAACAGGAAACGCAUCAUAGGUACCGAUUUGUAAUCUGUACAAAUUGUAAUAAAUUAUAAUACGAACCGUAAA